AUGAAGCUUCUGGUUUUAGUACUGGUGGCUGUCGCAUCUGCUGCCCCACAGGGGUACAAUCUACCCACUCCUUCUGGCCCAUCCUUUAACGCCGGGGGUUGUGGGGGUGGACAAGUGCGACACGUGGAUGGCAGCUGCGUCACACCUCAAGUGAACAGUCGUGUAUUCCUGUAUGAUGUGCCACCAAAUCAGGCUUCUUCCAGUCAAGCACCAUACAUUCCCAAGCCUAAGCUGGAGCGAAAUAUUGUUUUUGUGAGACUUCCUGAUGGUGCCCAAGGACCCGAACCCAUCGUCGUUCCUCCUCCGAGGCAACAGCACGUCUUAUUCGUGCUUAACAAGCAGUCGGCACAAGGUCAGCAAGUAAUCGAGGUUCCAGCACCACCACCGUCCAACCCCGAGGUGUUCUUCGUGAACUACGCAGAAGGAGAAAACCCAACUCUUCCUGGUGGAGUAGACCUCCAAACGGCGCUGAGUGCUGCCUCUCAGGGUAGCGGUCAAGUUGUGGGAGGUGGUGGCGGUGGAGGAGGAUUUGGUGGUGGUAUCGGAGGCGGAAUUGGAGGUGGCUUUGGCGGCGGGAUUGGAGGCGGCAUUGGCGGCGGGAUUGGAGGCGGCAUUGGCGGCGGGAUUGGAGGCGGCAUUGGAGGUGGUUUUGGAGGAGGAAGUGGAGGUGGCUUUGGAGGAGGAAGUGGAGGUGGUUUUGGAGGAGGAAGUGGAGGUGGCUUUGGAGGAGGAAGUGGAGGGGGCACCGGCGGUGGAAGCUAUAGUCCACCUGCACCUUCCACACUUUACAGUUCACCAUAAGUAUAUUACCAGCUUCGGGUUAUGUU
Molecule: messenger RNA, 827 nt
Organism: Penaeus indicus
Lineage: Eukaryota; Metazoa; Arthropoda; Malacostraca; Decapoda; Penaeidae
Product: ATP-dependent RNA helicase A-like
Exons: 2
Coding region: 1-801 (266 amino acids)
Source: RefSeq, a predicted model, not a curated record